Alligator sinensis (Chinese alligator) is the source of this 6166-nucleotide messenger RNA. It is a transcript of the gene SH3BP1, whose product is annotated as SH3 domain binding protein 1. The record is from RefSeq and is a predicted model, not a curated record. Gene Ontology annotation, molecular function: GTPase activator activity; protein binding. The transcript is spliced from 18 exons. Gene Ontology annotation, biological process: regulation of Rac protein signal transduction; signal transduction; regulation of actin cytoskeleton organization. NCBI's taxonomy places the organism in Eukaryota, Metazoa, Chordata, Crocodylia, Alligatoridae. Bases 2996 to 5032 code for a protein of 678 amino acids. Gene Ontology annotation, cellular component: cytosol; intracellular anatomical structure; cytoplasm.
CCUGGGCCUGGAAGUCCCCCAGUGUCUGCUCAAUUCCUGUUUCGGUGUGUUAGUCACUCCCAGGCUGUUAGCAGGGUGUUAACUACCUCCUGCAAUGGAGGGGGAGUGCAGCAGGAGCCAGGGCCAGGCAUUGCUGCAGGGGAAGGAUGGCUUUGUGCUUCUGCUGUAGGGGCCAGACAUGAAGGCUGAGGCCUCUCUUCCCUGCUCCCAUCCAUAUGGUGCACACACUGUUUGCAACCAGGUAGCUCUGCUACAUGCAUGCUUCUGUGCCAACUUCUUCCUUUGGGGCUUUCUAUGGAACCUCUGCACUCACUGCCAGAAUUCAUUCCCCUGACUUGCUGUGCUGCAAGGCCCUAUGUGCUGGCUGGGGCUGGGCUUGGUCCUGGGGAGGAAGAACUAUUUUGGAUAGAGCAAGCUGUGGGAUGCAGGGGUUGAAUGGGUCACUUUCAGCAGUGAGAACAGCCCUGGUUUUCCUUGCAAGACGAGUUGGAGUUGGUGUAAGGUCUGUCUGCUGCUAGAAACUCCUAUUAAAAAAAAUAUCCAAAUCCCCCCUCCCAAGCCAAUGCUGUAAAUUAUUUGGAGUCCUGCUCCUAGGCUGGGAGUGACAGUAAGAUAUGGUUGUGUUAAACGGGUUCUGGGACCAGCUUGCAUUUACUGCGUACUUCCUUUCUACUGCCCUCUGCUCUUCUCCCCUUGCUCUGUAUGGUUCCUGGGAGGCACUGAAUCUGGAGGUGUCUGAUUGCGCUCUGGGUUUCCUUCAUGUGGAUUCUGUCUGAGAGCUCAUGAAAGGGCAGUCAGGAUGGUACCAUGCAGCUCUGCACUGACCCCCUGUUUGAGAGAAAAGGAAACCUCAGCUCAGCAGGUGGGGAAGGCUAGCUGAGGAUCCAAUCCUCAUCUUGGAAAUGCCCAGCCUGGAGCUCUGGGUUUGGAUGGACCCAGCCAGGCUGGCUCAGCUCUUUCUUUUACAGAGGUAGGUAAACUCAGGGCAGGCUUUGCAAGGAGUCCUCCAACACUAAGGUCCUGGCUACAGUAUGUGACCCUGGAGUCUGCAGAGCUCGGCAUCCUUGGCCAUUAUCAUUGGCUGUAGGCUUUAAGUAAGCCCAGUUCUAGGCCUGGGGGCCAUGCAUGGUCCCAGGGGCAGGAUGCUGGUUUGCAUGUGGGGAGACCUGAGUUAUGAUCCCAACCCCCUACAGUCAUCCCAGGUAGCUUCUGUCCCUGCCUGGAAAAUGGGGUUGAUGCCCUUUCUCCUGCCUUGAGAGCUCAAGAGACCACAUGGGGCUGAGAAGCAGUGGUAUGAAAUAGUUUGGGGUUUUUUUAGUGUGCUGGUGUGUAUUGGGGGGAGCUGAGGCAUAUAGGCCAGUUUUCCCUGCCCUCUUGCUUACCAUUGCAGCGAGCAUGCUGCUUAGCACACACAAGUGCUGACCACUUCCCGUCUUGGCUUUUGUGCUAGUUCCCCCGCUCACCCUGCAACCUAGCCACAGCACCUCCCUUCGCUACUAGAAUGCCAGAAAAGGCUAAAUUUGGGUGCGUUUGGCAGGGGUUGGGGGGAGGCAAUAUUUGGUUCUUUGCAGCUAAGAAAGAGAGAACCCCAGUCUGACAGAUCUGACACCCUAUAGCUGGUAAGAUCUGGUUUGUAGAGCAGGGCUUCAGCUGCCCUGUGUCCCUGCAAGCUUGGGUUCUGCAGGCAGGAAGGCACUGAGAGCAGUCGCAGAGCUCGGCACUAGGCAGCCUGCUAUGCCUGGAAACGUAGUGCAGGCAGCUCUGUGGUCCCUUGCUACAGCUGAGCUUCAGGCAGCUGCAUGUAGGUGUUGCUCUGCGCUUUACCCCAAUGUAAGCAACCAAAGCUGCCAGCUCCCUACCUACAGGGUCACACGUAGCCCCACAGGAAGUGGGCUUCCCUUGCUCCACUGCUCUCACCAUCCUGCAGGUGCACACCAGGGGCUCUGUGCUGACAAAGCAAAGCAGCUGCAAUUAGAAGGGAACAAUCUCAGGGCUGGGCUAGCUGGCGAGGUUGCAGAUGAAGAGUGAGGAGCACUGCUAGAGCUGUUCCAAGAGGGCCUUGAGGCUGGCCAAGCUGGGGCCUGGGAGCCUGCUGUGCUAGGUGCUGUACAAACACAGGAAAGGACAACUUUUGGCUUAGCAGAGGGGCUGCAGAGCGGGGAGUGAAGGGCAAAGAGCCGGGGAAUGCUGCUGAUCGCUGUUGAGCGGUAUUGGCAGGCCUGAGGGACUGAGCAGGCAAGACUGGAAUAGCAGAAGGGAGCACUGGCAGAACUGUGGGGCCAGGCUGGGACUAGCAAGAGACACUGGCAGCAGGGCAUGGCCAAGGGGCUGGGGUAGAGCAGUUGCAAAACCGCUCUACCAGCACUGUGGCUUGGCCUCUCGCUGCCCGGAGUCCCCAGGCAGCUGUGUGAGACAGGCUGGGGACACCCCAGCUGCAAGCGAAGGGUAGCGUGGGCUCUUUCUUCUGAUGCAGCAGCGGCAUGUGCUUGUUCUGCCUUGUUAGGUGCUUGUAAUAAUAUUUCCCCUUUAAGGCUUGGCUGAAGUUAUUUAUAUUGUGGGGUGGUGACAACCAGAGAGCAGCAGCAAGAGCCCUGACUGCUCUUACCUGAUCAGUACAAGGGCGUGGGGGGGAGCCAGAUAAGGAAGGAAAUAGAGAGAGACGAACAGAGAGGAGGCAACAGAGGAGGAGAAGGAGCAGGACGCCUCUGAGAAGAGGAGGGUGCGGGAAACGGAAGAGGGGAGAGGGCGGGAGCCUGAAGCCCUGAGCGAGGAGGCAAGAGAAGGAAGGAGAGAAAACAGGGUGGGGAGAGACCAGAGGGAAGGAGAGAGAAAAGUUGCGCGUGAGGGGAAGUGGAGUCUAGCAGAGGAAGAGGCAGGGGAGCCCCCAUCUCUGAUGACGCCAAGCGCAGCUGGUGGGUGCUAAGCGGGAGGCGCUGAGCGUGGCCGCAGUCGCAGCAGUGGCUGUGGUGGCACAGCCCCGUUCCCGUCUCCCAAGAUGAUGAAGAGGCAGUUUCACCGGAUGCGGCAGCAGCUCACCUAUCCUGGCCUCGUGGGACGAAGCCAAGAAGCAACUGAGCUUCUGACGGAUGACUUGCUGCAGAUUGAGCAGAGAAUUGAGCCGGCGAAGAAGGCAGCACACAAUGUGUCCAAGAGGCUCCAGGCAUGUCUACAGGGGCAGAGUGGCUCAGAGGUGGACAAGCGGGUGAAGAAGCUGCCUCUGAUGGCUCUGUCCAUCACAAUGGCUGAGAGCUUCAAAGAACUAGACACUGAUUCCAGCAUGGGGAAAGCUCUAGAGAUGAGUUGUUUCAUACAGAGCAAUCUGGCCAAAGUCCUGGCUGAGUUUGAAAUCGCCUUGGAGAGAGAGGUCCUACAGCCCCUGAACAAACUGAGUGAGGAGGAACUGCCUGUUAUCCUGAAACGCAAGAAGACCCUUCAGAAGCUGAUCUCAGACUGGAACUCCAUCAAGAGCAGGUUGAAUCAAGCUGUCAAGAACUCCAGUAACAGUGCUGGGGUUGCUACUGGCCCUGGAGCAUCAUCUGCAGCCAUCAAACUGGAGAACCUGAGGGAGGAAGAAGAGGAGGUGAAGAGGAGGGUGGAGCAAUGCAAAGAUGAGUACAUGGCUGACCUAUAUCACUUCUCCACCAAGGAGGACAACUACGCUAACUACUUCAUCAAACUGCUAGAAAUCCAAGCUCAGUACCACCAGACGUCUCUUGCAUCACUGGACGCUGCCUUGACAGAGCUGAGGGAAACCCACGGUCAGACAGAGCCCCCGAUCCCUUUGAAUACCGCUGUAUCAAAGUAUUAUGGGGAGCCCUUAGAGGAGCACUUGAGGAGUUUGGGUCGGGAGAUCGCGCUCCCCAUUGAAGCCUGUGUCAUGAUGCUGCUGGCAUCUGGCAUGAGGGAGGAGGGACUCUUCAGGUUGGCAGCAGGAGCCUCCAUGCUAAGGAAGCUGAAGUGCAGCCUGGCCAAUGACUCCAGUGCCCUAGAGGAAUUCUACUCAGACCCACAUGCUGUUGCUGGUGCACUGAAAUCCUACUUGCGAGAGUUGCCCCAGCCCCUGAUGACCUUUGACCUCUAUGACAACUGGCUGAGUGUAGCUUUCUUCAAAGAGCCUGAGGAGCGUGUGCAGAGCCUCCGAGACACCUGCAGCCAGCUCCCCCAGGACAGCUACAACAACUUGAGGUAUUUGAUCAAGUUUUUAGCUAAGCUGGCUGAACAUCAGGAAGUGAAUAAAAUGAGCCCUAGCAACAUCGCCAUCGUUCUGGGGCCCAACCUGCUGUGGUCACAACAGAACACAGGAGACCCACUGCAACUAGACCUGGCCUCCGUGUCCUCCAUCCAGGUGGUGGGAGUUGUGGAAGCCCUGAUACAGAAUGCUGACAGCCUCUUCCCUGGGGCGAUAGAUUUCAAUGUCUCAGGCAUGUUCACUCCCCCUGAGGAGAUUAAGCUCCCUGAAGCCCCUUCAGCGGAGAAGCCUUCAUCCGAGUCCCUUCCUGCCAGCUCUACCUCUCUUCCAGCUGGAGAAGCGAAUGACCCUGAGACAACCCCAAAGGAGACCAGAACAUUGCCUGAGGCUGCAAAUCCCCCCUUGGCUGCACCUCGAAGUGAUGACCCUGCCCCCAAAGGGAAGCGAGCUGCACCCACCCGACCCACAGGACUGCCGCCGCAAGUACAGCCUCGCACCUCAGCACCAAUGCCUGCAAACCCACCUCAGGGGGCUGAGAACCCCAGUGGACCCAAAGCCAUGCCUCGCCGCACGGCAAGUACACCCACACGUGCUCCCUCCAUGCCACCUCCCCUUCCACCCCAGCCAGCCAGACGCCAGAGCCGCAACAUGCAGCUGUCCUCCAAGGUCCCAUUGGAUGCCAAGGGGGAAGAGGCCUGUGCAGCUGAAUCACCUCCCUCACCUGGCCACAGCACAGAAAUGGCUGCAGAUUGCAUCCCAGGAGAGGAGGAACCAUCCUCUCUGCGAGGGACUUGCUCCCCAGCUGUAUCCCCAUCAGCAACCCAGCCUCCAGUGAAUGACUGAGAUUCACAGAGAGCUUUGGAGCUAUCAGGUCUCCUGUCUGCUUGCCACGGGUCCAGGGAGAAAGGGAACAGGGACUGGUGGCUUUCCAGGAUCUGGCACACCAUGGAGCUAGCAGCUCAGGUGGGAUCUCAUGAAGACAUGCCAGGUUGGGACAUGGAACUCUGCUUCCUGGGAAGGUAGUUCACAGUCUCUGUCCUUUAAUGUGUUCCCCACCUCAUGCAAGUGCUUUCCUGGUUUGCAUUGCAAUAGCACCCAUGGAGACCUAACUGGAGGUAGCCUUUGUGUGCAUCUUCAUGUUUGUCAGUCCCUGUCCCUCAUGGGCUACCCAACCAUUCCAGUGGCUCCACUCUUCCCUCGUGACUGAAACCUCAUUUCCUAUCAGUCUUCCCAGAAUCAUUAGUCAGCUCCUUACCUCUCACCCUCCAACCCCCAGAAACUUUUCAUGAGCACAUGAACCUCCAGCUCCUGGAAAUGCUUCCUGGGUUCUGGGUUCCUGCUACAACUGAAAGGGAUGGGGGGAUACUAGAUGCCUAGCAAACAACUUCCCCCCCUCAGCUCCCUGAAUAUUUCUGCCUCAUUCAAUCAAGCUGAGGUUUCAAUUGCCCUUUUUUCAAGGGGCCCCUCAAAUCCAUGGACUGAGGCUCCCAAGACUCUCCCUCCUUUUUAAAAAUGGGGUUUAAUUUAUCCCAAAUGUUUUGGGGCCAUCCCUAACAUAAGCAGAUAUGUGGAACAUAUCUAUGCCAACAGCAUAAGAGCCCAUUAUUGAACUGUCUCGCAUGAGUGGCAUUUUGGUACAUACGUUUGUACCAUCUACAGAUGCAAAGCAGCCGUUUUUUGUUUUAGGCCAAUAGUGCUUUAAAAUGAGUCAUGAAAAAAUCCUCCCGCUGUACAAAUCUCUGACGUUGGUCCGGUUAGGUUUGUGGUACGACUGUUUCUUUUUUAAAUGUAUUGUGAAUAAGUUAUUUUUAAAAUGGGGGCCAAAGUGAGCACAGCGGGUUAUGUCUGCUUCCAUUGUAGCUGAAUUUGGCUCUUGAAUUGUACUUGAGAGAACGCUGUAAAAUGCUGUUUUUGAUUUUUAGUGUUUUGCAGGAUUUUGUUUUCUUUACCAAGAUACUUGUAUGAAUACACGUUAUU